AAUGUCGAGCGGCUAGCGCAGUUUUAUGCUCCGACCCAAUAUGUUUCAGAACUGCACGUGAUAUUCUUCUACCUGUUCGGAUUCUGUGGAAUCGCACACAUGGUGUCGAACAUCUUCUGCCAUGCUCACUCGCUGUACUACAUAAAUCCAUAUGGCCGGAUUUCGUACUAUCUGAAAAUCACCUUCAGCGGCUUAUAUAUUCUUUCGGCACCGAUUCUAGUUGGAGCCUUUAUUCUCUAUUGGAAGCAAUGCAUCACUUGGGCAUAUGACGUCUUUGCCAUAUGUGAGUACUGUGGAGUCUUUUUGAAUAUAUGCUUCCACGGUUGUGCCUUCUUCGAUAUCCGCUACAAGGUUUGCUUCAGUGUCCGUCACGUGGAACCGAUCAAGGACACGUCGAACGAUGAACCGCUAAAGAAGAACAAGAUCAGCCCCGAGAUCGAGCUGAAACCGCAUCGAUCACAUGGCUAG
Messenger RNA from Ostertagia ostertagi, 468 nucleotides. The record is from the annotation of a GenBank genome assembly. NCBI's taxonomy places the organism in Eukaryota, Metazoa, Nematoda, Chromadorea, Rhabditida, Trichostrongylidae.